GCAACGCUCGCGCCGAAAGAUCACCACCCGCCCUCUCUCCGUCACUGGUAUUACUAUCAGCUCUUCCCCUCCUCCUGGUCGACGGGCGAGCGACCCCCACGCCCCACCACCACUCCAACCACCGCUACCACCCGACCCCACGACACAAGAUUCAGUACGAGUCUCUGCUCUCAAGCCACACCACCAGCACGGGGUUCGAAAGACGAGGUAGAAAGUUUAUAACCCCGAGUGGAAAAGCCACGCCACUUCUUCGCGUCUCGGCUUGUUCCCCUCCAGUCCCGUGCGGCCUGACAAGUCGACAGAGCUCACCGCAUCCCUCUCACUGAUCUUUGGCGAAACCACACUCGCGCUGAGAGCGACCCACACGGACGUAGAACAUACAGACAGGCGGUGCACUUGUCUCACUGUUCGGCCCACUCUUUCUUCCAGGACGCUUUUUAUAGGAGGCAAAACUUCUUUUUCCUGUUCUUGUAGCCGCACUAGAAAUCACCGCCUCGCCGGAACCACCAAAACUAUCUCCAGUGCCGUCAUCUCUAUCAUCAUCAACAUCACUAUUUAAGAAAAAAUUCAGUCUACCAAAGACGGCGGAGAGAAAAUUGCAGAGGACGAAUCUACGCUGUGUGGCAAAAGAAAACGAGGAUGGCCCAGCGGGGCCUCUACAGCCCUAGGGCCAACACAGUUUCGCCGUCUCCAUUAGGGAAGGAUUAACCUGCAGUGAUAACAUGUGCCCGGCGUGUGUGUGCAGUCAACUGGCGAGACUGGAACGUCCCGACACAACAACGGAACAAGACUAACAGAUUCUACCACCAGCACCAGCGAGUCGACCACAGGCUGAUAGAGCGAGACUUGCACAUUAUUACACUCUCCGUGUGUGCGUGUGUAUGUGUGCGCGUGUGUAUAUGUGCAUGCAUUAGGCCACCUUUAUAGACCAAAGUACUUUUCACCAAGUACUUGAAAGCAGUUAUAAUAUCUUGUGUCGUGCAUUAUUUGUGGUGGUAGGAGUCGCUGUUUUGAUUACGCUGUCUCACUUAAGUUAUCGGUAAAGAUGUUCUUGAUACAAGGACGGUGAAUUGUCCUAUGUACUCCGUGAAUGAAUUCUUGUUUUCGUUUGAGGAAAAUUACUCUUGAUAAGAAUAGUAAGGGCAAUUUCUGUACGUUUUGAUGACAUUUCUCUUAGCUCUAGUGAUUCUUUUCCCUUGCAUAUACAGAGUUUGAUCCGAGUAUUGCUAGAAUAUUUCUGUUUCAUUUUUGUUUCCGCCGCGAGUGAGCUGUACCUUUCCCCUGUCCGGGGAAAUAUUUUCCCUCGAUCUUCUAUGGCUGUGAGUGCGGUCCGCAGUUUGGACAUGCCCCCGACACAGCCGACCCCUGUGAUCCCCUGGAGAGAACCAUCAGACGAUCUCGGCGGACACCCACCGCCCCCUCCCCUGGGCAACCCGGGCGGUCUGCCCCCUGUCCCCCCACCCCCGAGCCAACAGCCCAGCCACACGACCACAGUGGCCCCUACUGGACACAACACCUUGGUGCCCGUAGACCCCGUCCCUCCUGGCUCACCCCCGGGCAACCAUCAGAACAACGGGGGCACGCCCAAUUCCAACAUGUCGGAGAACAACAACAACAAGCAGCAGAUCGAGUGCGUGGUGUGUGGGGACAAGAGCUCUGGCAAACACUAUGGUCAGUUCACCUGCGAGGGUUGUAAGAGUUUUUUCAAGCGUAGCGUACGCCGGAACCUGACGUACACGUGCCGUGGGAGCCGAAACUGUCCCAUUGACCAACACCACCGCAACCAGUGCCAGUACUGCCGGCUCAAGAAAUGCCUCAAGUCCGGGAUGAGGCGGGAAGCUGUCCAAAGAGGCCGUAUCCCACCCACCCAGCACCCGUUCCAUGGCCAGAUGGCCUUUCACAACGGUGACCCGCUCAACGGACACACCUACUUGUCCAGCUUCAUCUCUAUGCUGCUCCGUGCCGAGCCCUACCCAACCUCCCGCUUCGGGAACUGCAUGCAACAGCCUAACAUCAUGGGCAUUGAGAACAUCUGCGAACUGGCCGCCCGCCUUCUCUUCUCCGCCGUGGAAUGGGCGCGGAACAUCCCGUUCUUUCCGGAGCUGCAAGUGACUGAUCAGGUGGCGUUGCUCAGAUUGGGCUGGUCAGAGCUCUUCGUUCUCAACGCCGCCCAGUGCUCCAUGCCGCUUCACGUCGCGCCUUUGCUGGCAGCGGCAGGACUCCACGCCAGCCCCAUGGCGGCCGAGAGAGUAGUGGCCUUUAUGGACCAUAUACGAAUUUUCCAGGAGCAGGUGGAGAAACUCAAAGCCCUGCACGUGGACUCGGCCGAGUACAGCUGCCUCAAGGCUAUUGCCCUCUUCUCCUCCGGUUCGGCAAACUGCUGCUCCGGCUGCCGUCUCUCCGCACCGUGAGCGCACAGGUGAUCGAGCAGCUCUUCUUCGUGCGCCUGGUGGGCAAGACGCCCAUAGAGACACUCAUCAGAGACAUGCUCCUCAGCGGCGGCUCCUUCAGCUGGCCCUACAUGGCCAUACAAUGACGCGGGGGCCUUCAGGGGGCCAACCCGGGCCUCCCUAGAAGAGUCUACUAGGGCACAGGACAUAUUAUGCAGGAUUCUGGAGGACGAGAAAGUUCUGUGAAAGAAAAGGUUCACUCUUUGUGCACUGGUUCUUCGUCUUUUUAUCUUCAAAAUGUCGUUGGACCCCGAAGGAUGAUUCCUGAGUUCAGCCAAUGUCGAUUUUUUUACGCUUGCCGACUCAAAGACACCUGAAUUGAAGCUUGUGUUGAUGGAUUGUUAGGUUCUGUUGUUCGGGAUAAAGACUGGCUGUAAAGAUUCGUUCAGGCACAAAUUGGCUAAUAUUGUGUAUGACGAACUGCAUUGAAAUCAAAGGAAUCCAGAAGUUGUGCGUCUGUUUUCCUAGUGAAUGCUGAAACAACCACGUCACUACGCUCCUGCAGAGCAGACGUCAUCCAAGUAAAACCGAGUUAACAACACUUGUCCGAAACAGAAAUGAAAAAUGACGACUUAAGAGUCAUGCCUCAUAGAAAUACUUCAUGGGGAUGUCAUACAGUGUCGGAAAAAUGUCAAAGAGGUCUGAAGAGGCCUACUUUUCGAAUAUUUUGAACGCUUAUAAUCUAAGUCUGACCCAGAUAGCCCUCCAUACGUUAUGCUAAGAAAAUUUUCCUUUUUGAAAGGGCUGUGGUUUUUCUCUUAUUCAUUGGGACUGAGUGCAAAGACGAGGCACAGUGACUUAUGAAAAAGAGUAUGUGUGCCUAGAACAUGCCCGCAAAGUACAAUUCUGCACUUAUGUAACGUUCAAAGGAAAGAGUCAACCCUGAUUGACUUUGGUUCCCUGUGACUGUUGACUGUGUUUGUGUUUGAUAUGGUACAACGUGGUUUGCGUGAGUCAGUGUUGAUGCAGCGGCUUACACUCUUAUAGUGAAUACAUUUCUUCCUGAUUGAUUGUAGAGAACAUUGAUUAACGACUGCACUUUUUUCUGGAGAAAAAUGGACUCUUUCCGAUAAGUGUGUGUGUGUGUGUGUGUGUGUGUGUGUGUGUUUGUGUGUGUGUGUGUGUGUGUUUGUGUGUGUGUGUGUUUGUGUGUGUGUGUGUGAUUAGAUUUUAAGUCUGGAUUUUAUCGACUGCCAUGUUUUAGUCUACUGACGCUCAAAUAAACUGUGACAUGGCGCAAGUUCCGUGUACUUUGUGACGUCAUGUUUCAAGAGAUGGCGUCCAACAUCUAGAGACAGCACAAGGAGACAGCACCCCUGUCCGUUCGUCCAUGCGGACCCGCAAGACACCAUUACUAUUGAAGUCGGCACUCGUACAAAUAUGAUGGGUUUUGUCUCAGUUGAAGGUCUUACAAAAUCCUGCAGCUCACAAAUGAACGCAUUAUAGCCAUUUUUGUAUGCAUAGUUUGCUUCGAUCACGUUACCAACGCAAUGCACAAAUAGAAUCUAGUAUGUUAGUUAGAUUUAAGUAUACCUCUUCUGCUCGGUCCGUCACGUGGUUACUGCCUGGGAUGAAAAUCUAGGGAUUUCUUUUUCGUUUAGUCCUCUAAAAUGUUAUAUAUUUAAGCUAUGAUUUGAAUAUUGUAACGGUCUGAAAUUUCCCCUCAAUUUACAUAGAUUUUAGUCAAUACUAACAAACAUUUUAAAGCGCACCAAAAGAAAAAUAUACCAAGAGAGCUUUUUGAACAAUCAACGGCAACGUUGUUGUUUGUUUUGUUUUGUUUGGGGGGUUUUUUUGGCACGUGGGCGGGGGGUUGUUGGUCUGCAUUGGGGUUCUAGUUAUUAACGAUGAAAUGAUUUUCUUAAAAACAGAACAAAACAAACAUAACUCAUCUGA
Aplysia californica (California sea hare) is the source of this 4346-nucleotide messenger RNA. RefSeq names its product COUP transcription factor 2. Gene Ontology annotation, molecular function: RNA polymerase II cis-regulatory region sequence-specific DNA binding; nuclear receptor activity; zinc ion binding. Gene Ontology annotation, biological process: regulation of transcription by RNA polymerase II; cell differentiation; anatomical structure development. The record is from RefSeq and is a predicted model, not a curated record. NCBI's taxonomy places the organism in Eukaryota, Metazoa, Mollusca, Gastropoda, Aplysiida, Aplysiidae.